Cyprinus carpio (common carp) is the source of this 1065-nucleotide messenger RNA. It is a transcript of the gene cldn10l2, whose product is annotated as claudin-10. Gene Ontology annotation, molecular function: structural molecule activity. Lineage: Eukaryota; Metazoa; Chordata; Actinopteri; Cypriniformes; Cyprinidae. Gene Ontology annotation, biological process: bicellular tight junction assembly; cell adhesion. The record is from RefSeq and is a predicted model, not a curated record. Gene Ontology annotation, cellular component: bicellular tight junction; plasma membrane. The transcript has 5 exons. The coding region runs from base 138 to 938 and encodes 266 amino acids.
CCAGCGUCAGGAUGCGUGUACAAACACAACACAGCCCUCCCUCUGUUUCCUAAACUCAAACAGGUGUUUGUCAGACUGCAUCCUCUGCUGAAGAAUGAACCAUGUUUGAGUGAGAUUGACCGUAUGCUCACAGGAACAUGAGGAAAAGUCUAAUUCAGGUGUUUGGAUUCUUGAUUUCUACUUUUGGCUGGCUGUUUGUGAGCUGCACGCUAGCCAUGGACUACUGGCGAGUCUUCUAUGUAGGCGGCAAAGGCGGCAGCUGGAUGAUCAAGGGGACGUGGUACUGGUCAAACCUGUGGAAGGACUGUGUGGUGGACACCUCGUCCGUCACUAACUGCAGAGACUACGAUGCGCUGUGGGCCGUCACGCCGUAUGUUCAGGGAGUCCGAGGCCUGCUCCUGAUCGGCAUGAGUCUGGGGCUUGUCGCUGCUGUGCUCUGCUUUAUUGGGAUGGACUGCACCUACAUUGGCGGAAGUGAGAAAAACAAAGACAGAAUAUUAGUUUUCGGAGCAGCUUCUCAUUUUGUUGGUGGUGUGUCGGCGCUUGCGGCGUAUUGUUUAUACACAAACAGGGUUGUCAGCACUGCCCUUUCACCCACUGUUGACAGAAGUAUUAUGAGGUAUGGGUUAGGAACUCCAAUAUUCUUUGGAUUGAUUGGAAGUUUCUUCAUAAUUCUUGGAUCUGUAUUAUAUGCUGUGACAAUCAUCCCGACCAGUUCUCUUCUUUCUCUUGUAGAAAGUUGGUAUUUGGCAGAACAGCAGACACCCCUCCAUCAUACGCCCGGCGGACAGCGAGUAAAGCACUGUACACGUCUGCAUACUACGCUCCCUCGAGACAGUCUGUACUUCUCAGCCAAUCGAGCGGCUCUCGCAUCUCCAGGAUGUCACAGGCCAGCGGGGAGAAAAUAUCUCCCAGAGACACAUUUGUGUGAACUUUAGAAACACUUUUAGAAACUUUAGAAAGACUCUGUAACAUUGCGACCAUUAAAAAAACAUGCUACAAUAAAAUCUGUUCUGCGACAUGUCAAUUUUUCAAAUGUAGUAGUGUAAUAAAAAAGUAAAUUCA